GCCCAGUGCUCUAAGGCUGGGACUGUGGCGCGCUAGUUCCAAAGUCCGAACGAAGCGGGAAGCUGGAGAGAGAGCAGGAUCCGACCGCACAAAGGAAGCGCCAUGGUCCGCUCCUUAAACUCCAUAGUGGCCGUGUGCCAGAACAUGGGUAUCGGGAAGAACGGAGACCUCCCCUGGCCGCCGCUCAGGAAUGAGUUUAAAUAUUUUCAAAGAAUGACUAUGAUGACCACUGCAGAAGGUAAACAGAAUGUGUUGAUAAUGGGUAGGAGGACUUGGUUCUCGAUUCCUGAGAAGAAUCGCCCUUUAAAAGAUAGAAUUAAUAUAGUGCUUAGUAGAGAGCUCAAGGAAACCCCAAAAGGAGCACAUUGUCUUGCCAAAAGUCUGGAUGAUGCUUUAGUUCUUCUCGACUCUCCAGAGUUAAAAAGUAAGAUAGACGUAGUUUGGAUCAUUGGAGGCAGUUCCGUUUAUAAGGCAGCAAUGGCAAAACCAGUUCACCAGCGAUUGUUUGUGACAAGAAUUUUGCAUGAGUUUGAAAGUGAUACAUUUUUUCCAGAAAUUGAUUUAGAGAAAUACAAACUUCUCCCAGAAAAAGAAGAGACUCAGACGGGAUAUGAUAGAAGUCUAUAAAAUCACGACCGGUAUGAAGAAAGCAGAUAGGGAUACCCAGGAGUCCCUGCUGAUAUCCAGGAAGAGAAUGGCAUCCAGUACAAAUACGAAGUGUAUGAAAAAACUGUUUAGAUAUAAUUAAUGUGAGGGUUAUUGAACUAAUGCAUACUGUGGACAUAUAUUAAAGUUUAAUUAUUUAUACUUUUUUUAUAGUUACCAGAGAAACCAUGAUUAUUUCGGAGUUUAGAAUGUUUUGAUCAGCUGUCAAGUUAAUGGAAAGACACUCGCUUGACCUCAGGGAGAUUUGAUCUGGUCCAAAGCAUAGGGAAAUAACUGUGGUAUUUCCCACUUUGUGUGGUAACUAAAAAUAAAUUUUAAUUUUAAGUGUCAUCCACAGUGCUAUAUCAC
Pelodiscus sinensis (Chinese soft-shelled turtle) is the source of this 1014-nucleotide messenger RNA. It is a transcript of the gene DHFR, whose product is annotated as dihydrofolate reductase. Gene Ontology annotation, molecular function: NADP binding; dihydrofolate reductase activity. Lineage: Eukaryota; Metazoa; Chordata; Testudines; Trionychidae. Gene Ontology annotation, cellular component: mitochondrion. The record is from RefSeq and is a predicted model, not a curated record. Gene Ontology annotation, biological process: folic acid metabolic process; tetrahydrofolate biosynthetic process; dihydrofolate metabolic process.